CGACCACGUUCAGGGCGGCAUUCUUUGGGUGGGACAGAUUUUGAUCGAUGGAGGGAGGAAAAUGGAAGCUGCAGGAGCUGGAGUCCUCGCUGGCGGCUGGCUCGGCCACAGAAGCAACAGUGUCGGCGCUGCAGUCCUUCUUGGGUCUCGAGCGGCCAAAUUCCGACGGAGCAAAUGGCAAGAAGCCCGUCGACCGACCUAAUGAUAAAUCACGGGGCACGGCAGAUUCGCGAAAACCGAAACCCGUGGCAUCAAAAACGAAGAAGAAUGUGAGCCUGUUCGUGCGAGAAGACCGGCUUCCCACCCUCUCGGUCCAGGAGAAGCACCGCUUGGCGACUCACGCGGCCAAUGCGAGUUUGAAGGUCUUAAGUGGCCCAUGCAAGGCCGCAGAAAAGACAGCUUCCGGCCACUGUCAAGAUUCAGACUCUGACUCAACCACACCACCUCGGAAGGCGGGAGAUCUAAACGUAUUGCAAUCUCGAUCCAGCAACACUGUACCGGACCAUCCGUCACCCGAGAAGACAAAGGCCAUCCGCGGAGCAAAAUCAACCGCAGAGACUAUCAUUCUCAGCAAUGCACCUAUACGUGCUGUUCAUGUUGCAGAAUGCGCCGAUGUGGCUUUCGCCUUUCUCCGUUCUCUCAACUACAAGGAGUGCGGCAUUCGAGAGCCGCCCAAGUGGCAGCUCGAGCAAGGGAUGCUCUGCCUGGCCGGCCUGGCCAUUACUCAUGGCUUCCGCGGUAUCGCCGUCAAGCAACUUCGCCGUGUCAAAAGCAGUUUGGAACACCGCUGCCAUCCUGUUCAAGGGCCGAAGCCCGUCAACCGAUCUUCUCCAUCGAAUGAGACUUUCGGUUCAAUGCUCUGUCUCAGCAACGCUCUGGUCAUGGAUCAAGACGCUCUUCGCGUGGCAAUCUCCUUCCAUUAUACCGUGCUACGGACCCUCUCUCUCCCAUGCAAGGCCGCUGUCUACGAUGAAGUUCUCGGACAUGACCUAGUCGGAGUUCGGAACUCCCCGGCCGACGUGAUCAUGCAACAAUACAAGUGUACUGGAGACAAUGACAAAGCUACCAAGCACCUCGAUGCACUCUCGAGGACGAUUCUGGCCUUUUGCCCUCCGAUUGUAGCGUCCGCCGAUGCUGCCGCGCUGAACACCGAGGAACAGCCGUCUCCAAAGGCGGCAUUCGAAUUCCAAGUACUUUCCCUGCGAAUCCGGAAACUGUCGUGGAACCUGGCAAAUCAUCGGCAGGAUCCGUCAAAAGACCUUCUUGAUCCAUUCUACAGAUGUGCAUUGACCUUUAUCCGACGAGGUCUGACUCUGGACGCAGAUACAGUUCAUCAAACACUCGAGCGCUGCUUCGAGUCUCUCGGACCAUGCAAACAGACUGAGCCGACACCGUCGCUUUUCCAAAUCUAUCAGCUUAUGUGCGUGCAGGCCGAAGAGGCAGGGAUGUAUGAUGCAGCAUUGAAAUGGGCUGAGUGCAUGGAAGAAGACUGUUCGACAUUGAAGAUCAACGACGCGAGGCAAGUCAUGUGCGUUGUGAAAAGGACGACGCUCAUGACAAAGAUAUCAACAUCGGCGGCCGUUUUUGAUCUCCUCCUGCCAAUGCUGCAGAGUACGCUCAGCGGUGCCCGCUCGGAUCAUGGAGAUCUGCUCAAGGCUCUUGCGCAGCUUACCAGACGGGUUAGAGUCGCUCCCGCCCAUUCUCAAUCUGCCUCUGCAAGACGGCUGUCUCAUCUCGCUGCGAUAUACGCCUCCGGCUGUGCACAGCAUUACCCCAGCAGCCACGUGGAGCACAUUCGAAUUAUUCUGGAAGAUGCCCUUGUCAUCGCUCAGUCCACCGAGGACAUUAUUGAGUGGGCCAGUGGCCCUGCCGUGCAAACGUUUGUCGAUAGCGGGUCCGCUCGAGAUGUUGCGAGGGCAGCAGCGUCGCAAUGCCUUGGUGAUGCUUGGAAGAUAUCCACCUCGGUGCUCUCAUUAUCCCGCAUCCUCCACGCGUUGACCAUCAAGACGGCCCGAGAGCCCAAUGCCAAGAUCCCGCCAUUCUUCGACGAUGAGAGUCUGCAGGCAUGCGAGAGAGGGAUCUUGCUGGAAUGGCAACUCAAGUGCAUGGUUGAAUUGUCAGGCAAACUGAAGUACAGCAGUGCCCUGCAGAAACUACUCCCUCAGCUCUUGCAAGCAUUGGCGAAGAUCUACACUCCUUCGGAGUUCCCUUUACGAAGGGCCAGGGUGGCGAUUGUUGCAUGGCGAUUGUUGGAGGGCCACCCAGAUCUCUUGCCUUCUCAGGAUCUCAACGUAUGGCUACAUCCGGCCCUUGACCAGAUCGAGAGUCUGGGAGCGGACGUCGGCCUGAAGGGCUACUUCGGCGAUCUUCAGGCGAAUCUCGCUGUCGCACGUUUGUUCGAAGGUGGACGCCCGCAAGCCAAAGACCUGCAGUCUGCUCUGACUGUUUGGCAGCGGAUUGUUGAUAACAGUACCUCCAGCAGCGACCUCCGCGGCCAUGUGGAUGACUUGCGCGCUCUUCUGCAGCAACUCGACUCGCUUGUGGCGUACUUCAGGAUGACUGGGAAAGAUGCGGGUGCGUUGGCUGCACAACGAAUACUUGUCAAACUAACGCGUCUGCACGAUGAUCGCGACUUUUCCCCAUGUGAUGCUCGGACUGCUCUGUCUCGGCUGUAUAUUCAGCUGGGCGAGUCCGAAACGGCAUCGGCCCAUCUGGACGAGGCACGGAAUGCUUUGGAAGUCGGCGAGGUGUCACCUCUGGCCAAGCUGAACUAUCAGCUUGCUCGAGCCGAGUGUUUCUUAGCAACUGACAAUCUCGACGAUUGUCGCGCAGCUUUGGCUGAAGCUGAGCGGCUGCUACCGCAACAUCAUUUGGGAGGCGUGACGGGUAUUGGCGGACGUCGACAGGCAUUACUCAGCUGUCAAGCGAAACUCGUGCAUUCCAAGCUAUCGUUGAGGAGCGCAUUUCCUCACCAGGCUCUCGCCGCUGCGAGUCAAUCGGUCAGAGGUCUCAAAGCCUUGUGGUCACAUCUUGAGGGAGCUUGGCAAGAUAAGAGCGAGUCAAGCACAGUCGAGACGGCCAGAUCUGAACUCGACGAAGUCACAAGAAAGGUCAGUAAGCUUGACUUGGGAAGAGCGAGAGACUCUCCGUCAAGCGAAACAAAUGAAAGACUUGGAAGAGGAGCACCGUUUUGGCCAGUGAUGCCGUUACUCAUCGAGGCUUUGCUGCACCUGUCCGACGUGUACGCCCACCAUGGAAUCUUCCACGAAUCAGACUAUCACUCGCAGAGGGCAAUGCAGAUUGCAGAGUCCGUUGGAUCAACAGCCUGGCUCUCCCGCAUUCGAAGCUGCAGGAGUCAACUGUUGCUCUCGGCCGGCCGCCUCGAAGACGCCGAACUUUGUCUUGCCCAAAACGAUACCUGCUCUAUUGAAGAACUGUCGCUGGCUUCCGUUGAAAGACAGUGUGCACGGGCGGCAGUGUAUGAGAAAUCUGGCUCUCUGGAGGAUGCGCUUGCUACUUACGAGAAAGCGGAAAGCUACAUCCGUCAGAUGUUUCAGAGAGGCUUUGCUCCAACAAUGGAGAGUCUCGCGGAGGAUACCGUAUCCCGAGAAGAUUCAGUUGGAGUGGAGCUGCUGUGUGAGACCGCGAAGGGCGAAUUUUGCGGCGACCAGAAGCGUCCAGCAUCAAAAGUACGCGCAGCGCCUGUGCCCAAGACCGGACGGAAACGAGGACCAAUACCAGCUUCGAAGCCAAUGUCAAAGUCACACGCUGACGGCGCCAAUACUCGUCCUUCCUAUUCGAUGGAGAAACUGCAAAGAACGGUCUUGUUGCGAAAAACACUCGUGCAACUUCGUCUUGGAAACACUCUUGACCCGACCAAGGGUGAUGUCGACGUGUCAGCUUCACGGUCUACCAUGGAUCUGCAGCUCUUGCGCAAUGCGCAGUUCCAGAUCGCUAUGUCACAAGCAUUGAAAUCGCUCGAGAUGGACGUCACGCUGAACGUGCUUUUGGACUCGACGCUCAUCAUCCCGGGCCUACGGCAGGUCGUGGCUGAACAGCCCCAACCCACCAAAUCGCAGCGGAGGCUUCCAGCAUCAGCUAAAGCGUCAAAUCCGACAAAGAAGCCGGCUAGAAAGGCAAUCACGAAAACAACGACUGUCGCAGACAACUUCCUAGACCUGAUCAAGACUGCGAGAGGUUCGCUGCUCUUAGGGUAUGACAACAAUCACAAGCUAUGCGGGACCAGUGCCACUCAUACCGAGAGUGCGAUGCUGUUGUCUGCCGGCUUUUACAUGUCUGCAGCCUCAGGAGCUACUGCCAGUCAACUCGACUCGGCGGUCGAGUGCUUCGCUCUUGACUUUCCACGGGUGAAGGCUUUACAGUAUGAGCAGCAGGCUGUGGCGUUGAGCGGAUCGCGCUCAGAGUCACCGAGCUCGUCGGUAUCGCCGCACCUUAGCGAUUACUCCGGCAUUCCCACAUCCACGACCGCCGCUGAGUUCCAACGAGACUUCAUCGACAUCCUGCCAAAGUCGUGGACAGCGGUGUCAUUGUGCUUGAGCGCAGAUUGCCGAGAGCUAUAUAUUGCUCGAUACGAUAGCGGACAGACGCCACUCAUCCUGAGACUCCCACUCCUGCGACACAGCCCGAGCGGCCUGGAUGACGAAGAAGUCUUCGAUUUUCACUAUGCAAAAUCCGACCUGCAGGACAUCAUCGAUAUGUCCAACUACAGCUGUCACAAUCCGCAAGGGACGAAUAGGCACACGUGGUGGAGCGCGCGGGAGGAGUUGGACAGACGUCUUCACGACCUACUCAUCAACAUAGAAGACAUUUGGCUCCGAGGCUUCAAGGGCAUCUUCGCUCCUUCUACGACCCGUCAGGAUUCAAUGAGAGACUUCCGGAAGUCGUUCGAAGAAAUUCUGGGUCGCUAUCUGCCAUCCCGGAAAGGCACUCGGCGCCAAACAGAGGCCCUGUCGGUAGACGACAAGAUUCUGGAACUUUUCGUCGGGCUUGGUGAUGAUCACGAUGGAGAAAUCGAUCUGGACGAGUCGCUAGCGGACCUAUUGGAGUUUGUCGUCGAUAUGCUGCAAUUUGGUGGUGAGCGUAAUGCUUGCGACGAAAUCGACUUUGAUGGGAUGACCGUGGAUAUGUUCGAUGCGCUACGCGCCUACCAUGAGGAUAUCCGACAAUCGCACAACGAUCAACCCCAUCAGCACCUCAUCCUUGUGCUCGAUCGACGACUGCAAGCAUUCCCUUGGGAAAGUCUUCCCUGCUUGGAGAAAGCGAGCGUGAGCAGAGUCGGAAGCAUGCUAUCGAUCCGCGAGCGUAUCUUGGCGCUUCGAGCAGCACAGAACGAGCCCUCCGGGAAGCACGUCGACCGCAUUGUCGCAGAUGCCACGUCAGGCACGUACAUUCUGAAUCCUUCAUCCAAUCUGCCAAAUACGCAAGCCGCAUUGGAGCCCGUCUUAUCCGGCCUCAAGCAACAACACUCGAGCAACUGGCAAGCCAUCGUCAAUGAAGGCCCCGACGAAGAUCGCUUCGCCACCGCCAUCGCCAAGUCCUCCAUCCUAAUGUACUUUGGACACGGUGCAGGCUCGAGUUUCAUCCGUCCGAGCACGAUUCAGCGCCUAAGCACUUGCUGCGAUGUCGCGUGGCUGAUGGGUUGCUCAUCCGGGACUGUACACGAACACGGCGAUUUCGAACCGAGUGCUGUUCCUCUGGACUAUCUGCUCGCCGGAACGGGGCGGCAGUCUGAUACGGGCACCACCAACCUAUGUAAAGCAGUCGUGGCGAACUUGUGGGAUGUGACGGAUAAAGACAUCGAUCGGUUCUCGCUCCGUCUUGGUGAGGAGUGGGGCCUGUGGCCGGCUUCUGAACAGGCCAGGGUGCCGAUCAAAUCGCCGAAGAAGAGAAACACUGCUGCCGUCCCGUCCACCCCUCAGCGAGCGCCAAAGACUCCUAAGACGCCGAGGGUGGCCAAGACUCCCGCGCCGUUCAAGACGCCAGCAAGACGCGGCGCCGGAUCGCUAGAGGGAGUCCAAGGAAAGCGAAGUCUGGUGGAAGCGGUCUCUCGUAGUAGAGAAGCUUGCUACCUGCGAUAUCUCAACGGUGCUGCACCGGUUGUGUAUGGAGUGCCAGUGUAUCUCGGCGACUGAUAGAGCUCGUCUCCGUCUCCAUCAAUGCAAUGC
Neohortaea acidophila is the source of this 6185-nucleotide messenger RNA. Its product is annotated as peptidase family C50-domain-containing protein. The transcript has a single exon. The record is from RefSeq and is a predicted model, not a curated record. Gene Ontology annotation, biological process: proteolysis; meiotic chromosome separation. The coding region runs from base 48 to 6152 and encodes 2034 amino acids. Gene Ontology annotation, molecular function: cysteine-type endopeptidase activity; protein binding. Gene Ontology annotation, cellular component: cytoplasm; mitotic spindle; mitotic spindle pole body. NCBI's taxonomy places the organism in Eukaryota, Fungi, Ascomycota, Dothideomycetes, Mycosphaerellales, Teratosphaeriaceae.